Vicia faba (fava bean) is the source of this 288-nucleotide messenger RNA. NCBI's taxonomy places the organism in Eukaryota, Viridiplantae, Streptophyta, Magnoliopsida, Fabales, Fabaceae. The record is from the annotation of a GenBank genome assembly.
AUGAUGCUUCUCCACUCUCGCAUAUCCUAUUUCAAGAAUUUCGAUCAUGACGACAGUCUCAGGGCUCUACGGAGUCCCAACCCCACAAGGGUUCCUGAUUUAGGCGAUUUUGUUGCAACUGGCAACGACCAAACUGUCACUAAGAGGAGGAAAGCUGCUGAAGAUGAUGAUAAUGACAGCGACAAAGAGACUGAGAGAAAUAAAAUGUGUUGUCAAUUGCGUUUUUUUAGAGUUAUAGCUUUGUUUUCUACUGUCAUGAGAUAUUUGGUCAAGAAUGGAUGUGCAUGA